UUUCCCCGGCUGGUGCCGCGGGUCCGGAGCGAGCCGGGCGCGCGCCGCGGGGCGGGCGGGCGCAGCAAACACUCCCUGGAGAAGCCCAGCAGCGAGCACCCAAACCCCCAACCCACCCGCCGGUCCAGGCCAACAUGGGGCUGCUGGAGAGGCUGGGCAAGGAAUGGUUCAUCCUCUGCAUCGUGCUGGCCAUCGUGCUGGCGAAGAUGGAUCCGUCCGUGGGGGCCAAGGGCGGACCACUGAAGCCUGAACUGACUAUAACCUACAUUGCUGUUUCAGCCAUAUUCUUUAACAGUGGACUGUCACUAAAAACAGAGUUUUCUCAUCUGCAAAAUGGGAAUGACUAUGUUUGCGCUGUCUCCCAUGAGCUGACUAGUGCUUUGAUGCAUAUAAAAUUACAUCUUUUUGUUCAGAUCUUUACACUUGCAUUCUUCCCAACAACAAUAUGGUUUUUUCUUCAGUUGCUCUCAGUUACAUCUAUCAACGAAUGGCUUUUAAAAGGUUUACAAACAGUUGGUUGCAUGCCGCCUCCUGUUUCUUCUGCAGUGAUCUUAACCAAAGCUGUUGGUGGGAAUGAGGCAGCAGCUAUAUUUAACUCAGCCUUUGGAAGUUUUUUGGGCAUCAUUGUAACACCUCUGCUGCUGCUGAUUUUUCUUGGAUCAUCUUCUUCAGUGCCUUUUUCCUCUAUAUUUUCCCAGCUUUCCAUGACAGUUGUUGUUCCUCUCAUUAUCGGACAGAUUGUCCGAAGGUACAUCAAGGAUUGGCUCGAGAGGAAGAAGCCUCCGUUUGGGACGAUCAGCAGCUGCGUUCUGCUCACAAUCAUCUACACGACCUUCUGCGACACUUUCUCCAAUACCAACAUUGACCUGGACGGCUUCAGCCUUCUCAUCAUUUUGUUCAUAAUAUUUUCUGUUCAGCUGAGCUUUAUGUUUUUAACAUUCUUCUUUUCCACAAGGAAAAAUUUGGGUUUCACACCAGCAGACACUGUUGCUAUCAUUUUCUGCUCUACACACAAAUCACUCACAUUGGGGAUUCCAAUGCUAAAGAUUGUGUUUGCAGGCCACGAGCACCUCUCCUUGAUAUCUGUGCCCUUGCUGAUCUACCACCCAGCACAGAUCCUGCUGGGCAGUCUUUUAGUGCCAACAAUCAAGUCUUGGAUGGUGUCAAGACAGAAGGGUGUGAAGCUGAUGAGGCCAACGGUGUAACACUAACGGGGACCUUCGAGUCACAGAUGUGUAUAUAUGUACAAUACUGUACAAUCACAUUCAUUCAGAAGACCUGUAUUUGUGAAUGUUGCUUCAAUGCAUAUUUUAUUUUUUUAUAAUGAAAAAAAAAAGAUAGAUCUAUUUAAGUGCCUUAAAAUGCAUUUGGCCAGAGCAUUGUUUCCAGAACCUUCUUUGCUGGUGACCAGCAGAGGUUGUACAGUAUUUUGAAACUGUUUAUUUUUCUAACUCAGUGAAAUAGUCACUCCUGAUUAAGAAGCAAACCUUGGAUUCCCUUUCACCGUUUUCUGUGUAACUACAAGCUGUGGCAGAUUCAUGCCUAUUGUAAAGAGGGUCCAAAGACCAAGAAAAUGCCCUUCUGCUGACAAAACUUUAGGGGAGCCCAUUUCCAAAGUUUCUCCCUCCGAUACCUUGACUUUGUGUGGUGUGCGUGUGUAUGCGUGCGUGUCUCCUUUAUUCUGAAACUGUGACAUGCCUCUUUCUUCUCUGUUUGUGUAUGCUCAAGCAUGGGGCCAGAGAGUAGAUGGGCUGGAUGCUAGAAAAGCAGAAAAUAUUUGCAUUCAUUGACAUGAUUUUUUCUAGACAUUCCUUCAAAUUAAGAGUGUCCUCAAGAUAAUUCUUUCAAUUCCGUUGUAUGAGAUGGUGGCAUUUUUCUGUCUUAAAUGCAUCAUAGGCUGUUUGAUUCAAAGGCACUGAUAUUUGAGUUAGAAGUAAAGUUCGGGGGGA
Dromiciops gliroides (monito del monte) is the source of this 1949-nucleotide messenger RNA. It is a transcript of the gene SLC10A7, whose product is annotated as solute carrier family 10 member 7. Lineage: Eukaryota; Metazoa; Chordata; Mammalia; Microbiotheria; Microbiotheriidae. The transcript has 13 exons. Gene Ontology annotation, cellular component: plasma membrane. The coding region runs from base 135 to 1205 and encodes 356 amino acids. The record is from RefSeq and is a predicted model, not a curated record.